GAAAGAAAGAAAGAGAUGGCUUCCAAACCUCAUGCUGUAUGUGUCCCAUAUCCAGCUCAAGGUCAUGUAAACCCAAUGCUGAAGCUAGCAAAAGCCCUUCACCAUAAAGGCUUUCACAUAACUUUUGUCAACACCGAGUAUAACCAUAAACGGCUUCUCAGAUCCAGAGGCUCAAAUUCACUUGAUGGUUUGCCAGAUUUUUGCUUUGAAACCAUUCCGGAUGGCCUCCCACCAUUGGCUGCUGAUGCAACCCAAGACAUUCCUUCUUUAUGUCAUUCCCUUUCAACCAACUGCUUGGACCCGUUUCGUGAGCUCCUUUACAAGCUCAAUCACUCUACAUGUUCAAAUGGGCCCCCCGUUACCUGUAUUGUUUCAGAUGAUGCCAUGUCAUUCCCUAUUGAAGCAGCUGAAGAAUUUGGCAUUCUUGGCGUACGUUUUUGGACAGCAAGCGCUUGCUCAUGUGUUUGCUAUUCUCAGUUUCCGCGUUUGGUUGAAGAAGGGUUAACUCCUGUCACAAGUGCAAAUGGUAUAACAAAUGAAUAUUUGGAUACUGUCAUAGAGUGGACUCCUGGAAUGAAAAAUAUACGUUUUAGGGAUUUUCCAAGUUACGUUAGAACUACGGACCCGAAUGAUCGGAUGCUCAAUUAUCUCCUCAAAGAAAUCCUGGGCGAUUAUAAAGCAUCAGCUUUGAUUUUCAACACAUUUGACUCGUUAGAGCAAGACGCUUUGAAUACUAUGUCCGCCAUCCACGUUAUUCCUGUUUACAGCAUUGGUCCUCUUCAUUUACUUGCUGAUCAGAUCAGAGAUGAUAAAUUGGAACAAAUUGAUUCAAAUUUGUGGACAGAACAACCUGAAUGUGUCGACUGGCUCAAUUCCAAAGAACCAAACUCUGUGCUCUAUGUAAAUUUUGGUAGUGUGGCAGUAAUGACUCCUGAACAGCUAAUCGAAUUUGCUUGGGGUCUAGCUAAUAGCAAAAAGCAGUUUUUGUGGAUAAUAAGGCCUGAUCUUGUCACGGGUAAGGCAGCCAUUUUGCCACCUGAAUUCGUCUCCGAAACUAAAGAUAGAGGCAAGUUAGCGAGCUGGUGUCCACAAGAACAAGUCCUAAAGCACCCAUCGGUAGGAGGGUUCUUAUCUCACAUGGGAUGGAAUUCAACAAUCGAAAGUAUAUCUGCUGGUGUGCCAAUGCUUUGUUUGCCAUUUCUUGCAGAUCAGCAAACUAACUGCCGGUUUGCUUGCAGGGAAUGGGGUAUUGGCAUGGAGGUUGAUAACAAUGUAAAGAGAGAUCAAGUGGAGAUACUUGUGAGGGAGUUAAUGGAGGGAGAAAAGGGAGUGGAAAUGAAGGCAGAGGCCACGGAAUGGAAGAAAAAAGCAGAGAAGGCUUCCAGGCCUGGUGGUUCUUCUUUCAAGAACUUGGAUAAACUGUUAACCAACGUUCUUUCGUCAGAUAAGAAUAUGUAUCAUAACAAACAUUAGAAGUCUCCCCCAUGAAAUUUGUACCUGAAGCUCGGAUUGUGGGGGUCAAAUUUACAAAGUAUUUCUCUAGGGAAUGUUGUCAUGUCCGAGUAGCUUUCUGCUAAUAAUUAA
Durio zibethinus is the source of this 1584-nucleotide messenger RNA. RefSeq names its product 7-deoxyloganetin glucosyltransferase-like. The record is from RefSeq and is a predicted model, not a curated record. Gene Ontology annotation, molecular function: quercetin 7-O-glucosyltransferase activity; quercetin 3-O-glucosyltransferase activity. NCBI's taxonomy places the organism in Eukaryota, Viridiplantae, Streptophyta, Magnoliopsida, Malvales, Malvaceae.